Fragaria vesca subsp. vesca is the source of this 1287-nucleotide messenger RNA. RefSeq lists its product as uncharacterized. NCBI's taxonomy places the organism in Eukaryota, Viridiplantae, Streptophyta, Magnoliopsida, Rosales, Rosaceae. The record is from RefSeq and is a predicted model, not a curated record. The coding region runs from base 1 to 1287 and encodes 428 amino acids. The transcript has a single exon.
AUGUCUAACAAGAAGCUCUGUCAUAUAGACUGCCCAGAUUGGGCAAGUCUUCACGGAGCCCUUGUUUAUCUGUUGCUGGACAAGUUGUUGGAACCCAUUGACCAUGUUCGCUUUGCAGCAGUUUGCAAAGAGUGGGGUGCAGUUUCAGAAGAUUAUAAUGAAGCAAAGCACCGUUGGUGUAAAAAGAGGUUACUUCCGAUGCUCUUGAUCUCAUCUGCUGAAUCCGAAGAAAAGCUAGAACUGUACAGCAUUGCCGAAAGAAAAGUCUACAGCAACAUUGAGUUAGCAUUGCCUUAUAGGAAGUCUAUGAGGUGUUUUGGCUCCAACCACGACAGUGGUGGUUGGUUGAUUGUGGUAGAUAUAGUUGAGGCUGAGUCGCCAUAUUUAGAUAUAACUCUCGUGAACCCUUUCAGAAAAGAAGUGCCACCCAUUCAUCUUCCUCGUCUUGUUCCUGGUUCUCCAUUCAACUAUCUAUCUGAACAAGGCCUGAAGGUCAUAUUAUCUGGUGAUCCCACAUUGAACCCUGACAGUUUUGUGGUUUUAGCAAUCAUUCCAUACACUGACAACGUGUCUUACAUAAAGGGACUAAACAGUGUUUGGGUUUUUUGGGGAUAUGGAUUUGGCAGUACCGAUGCUAUAGUUAAUAAGAGCAAGAUUUACUCGGUUUCUCGGGGACAUGGAUUUGGGAGAAGGAUUCUUUUUUUGGAUGUUGAUCAGGCUAAAACAAACAUGUUCUAUCUUCCUGAACCACUAUUUCGUUCACCAGGUAAGCUCUAUCUUGUAGAAUCAGCACAGGGAGACCUGUUGCUUGUUCAAAGAGUUAUGGAACCGAAGAAGAAUGUGAACGGUUUGCAUCACAAUAAAGAACUUUGGACCAGCAGCUUCGUUAUUCACAAGGCGACGUUCAUCAAGAGAGACGAAAAGGUAGACGGACCAUGUAGUCCACUACGCUUACGAGGGUGUUCGUUAAUUCUAGGUGAUGGAGAUCGUUCAGCGGCGGUUCAGCUAAACCAGGUAGAGAGCAUUGGAGAUGAGGUUUUGUUUGUAGGCAACAACUAUUCGUUCUCGGUUUUGGCUUCGGACUAUCCUGGGACGUGUCAACCCAAUUCCAUAUACUACACAGAUGAUUCCAUGGAAAUUGAACUCGAUGGAGACGCGCCAUAUGACAUGGGGAUCUUCAACCUAGCGGAUAAAAGCAUCACACCACUUUGUUCUUCUCUAAAUCAUUCCAAGAGGAUUAUCCAGCCACCGUUUUGGACAAUCCCACCAUUUAGUGGACUCUGGUAG